AUGAAGGCAAAAAAGGAAAAGAAAUUUCGACCUUCCUUUAAACUGAAACAAAAAGGAAUUGAAGUACUAGGAAAAUGGAAAAGUGUGGAAAUUGAUCCCAAUCUGUUUGCUGAUGAGCAGUUUAAAGACAUAGUGUGCUUGGAGGAACUCACGGACUAUAAAUUGGUGAGUUCCUCCAAAGUAGGGAAAAUAAAAGGGAAGAAGAGAAAGGCUGAUAAUGUUUCUGAAGAAGGGAACGAGGAAGAAGAGCCUGUCAUCUCUCCCAAAAAGAGAAAGAAAAAGAAAGCUUUGAGUACCAGAGCGGUUACAAGCACAAGCGGAGAUUCUAAAGGAGCAGAAGUGGAUGUGCCAGCUGAUGAAGAGGAUGCGUGUGAAGAAGUGGUGAAAGAGGAAAACCGUGAGGACCAUGGACAUGUGGCUGAGAAUAUAUCAAGCACAAAAAAUGCUCUAAAGAAGAAGAAAAACAAGAGAGUUAAACAGAAGGCUCCUCAAACUCAGGAAUCUCUUUCAUCAGUAGCUACUUCUAAAAAAGUUAAAAAUUGGACAACAAAAGUGUUGUCUGCCUCAGCUGAUCACAAAGCUGAUGUGUCUGCCUGGAAGGACCUGUUUGUGCCUGCACCAGUGCUGCAGGCCUUGAGUUACCUGGGGUUCAGUGCUCCAACUCCUAUCCAAGCACUAGCCUUGCCUUCCGCCAUCCGGGAUAAUAUGGAUGUUCUUGGCGCUGCAGAAACAGGAAGUGGCAAAACACUUGCAUUUGCAAUUCCUAUGAUUCACUCUGUGCUGGAAUGGCAAAAAUCAAACAACUUCAUGAGGAAGAACGACAGUGAAGACAGAGAGUCCCGUGAAGAGGAGGAUGAAAUAGAAGAAUUAACCCACCAACAGACGGAAGACAGUGGAGAUGAAGGUGGUGCAACUUUCACAACAGGCCAUGUGAAGUUGCCGAAAAAUACUGAAUUUGACUCUAUGGACAAGACACAAACUCUUGGCUCCCAUAGGAAGAAACCUCUUUUAGGCCUGGUCCUUACUCCCACAAGAGAAUUAGCUGUGCAAGUAAAACACCACAUUGAUGCAGUUGCAAGAUUUACAGGCAUUAAGACUGCCAUUCUUGUUGGAGGCAUGGCUGCACAGAAGCAAGAGCGUGUACUGAAUCGGAAGCCAGAAAUUGUCAUUGCAACCCCAGGCCGUCUGUGGGAGCUGAUUAAGGAGAGACACCCCCAUCUCUCGAAUCUUCGGCAGCUCAGGUGCCUUGUGAUCGAUGAAGCAGACCGAAUGGUUGAAAGAGGUCAUUUCUUAGAGCUCUCUCAGUUGCUGGAAAUGUUAAAUGAUUCACAAUAUAACCCUCGACGUCAGACAUUUGUUUUUUCUGCCACACUGACUUUGGUCCAUCAAGCUCCCACAAGAGUUUUACAGAAGAAGAAUGCUAAAAAGAUUGACAAGAAGACUAAACUAGAAAUGUUAAUGGAAAAAGUAGGAAUAAAGGGCAAACCCAAAGUGAUAGACUUGACAAGGAAAGAGGCCACCGUUGAGACUCUCACAGAAACCAGAAUCCACUGUGAUACAAAUGAGAAGGACUAUUAUCUCUAUUACUUCCUCCUCCAGUAUCCGGGGAGAACCAUGGUCUUUGCAAACAGCAUAGACUGUAUAAAACGACUCAGUUCUCUUCUCACCAUCUUAAAUUGUGAUCCUCUUCCUUUACAUGCCAACAUGCACCAGAAGCAAAGGCUAAAAAAUCUGGAAAGGUUUGCUGAGCGAGAGGUCUGUGUCCUCCUGACAACGGAUGUUGCAGCUCGUGGUCUUGAUAUCCCUAAUGUGCAGCACGUCAUCCACUACCAGGUUCCUCGUACAUCCGAGUUGUAUGUACACAGAAGUGGCAGAACAGCCCGAGCUGCCCAUGAAGGCCUUAGCUUAUUAUUGAUUGGUCCUGAUGACCUAAUCAAUUUUAGGAAAAUUUAUAAAACCCUGGAGAAGAGUGAAGAGGUGCCGUUCUUCCCAGUUGAAACCAAGUACCUGACUUCUGUAAAGGAACGUAUGAACUUGGCACGGCAGAUUGAGAAAGUUGAAUUUUUCAACAGUCGGGCAAAGCAGCAUAACUCCUGGCUCCAGCAAGCUGCCGAGGCUCUUGAAAUUGAUCUUGAUGAUGACGUCCUUAUGGGAGGAAAAGCUACUGAGCAAGAAGAAAGCCAGAAGCAAAAAAUGCUGAAGGGAAUGAAAAAGCAACUAAAGCAUAUGCUAUCCCAGCCCCUGUUUAAAGUCCUUAUGAAAACCAAGUACCCAACACAGUCUGGAAAACUACUCCUGCCUCAGCCAUCAGUAAGCAAUUCAGAAACUGCUCUGGGUACCAUAUCAAAACAACAAGCCAAGAAGAAGAAAUCAAUAAAACUAAAUUAGAUAACUGAUCGAGAUCAUCCAGUGUGAUGGAAGAUGGGAAAAUCCAUAUCA
Tinamus guttatus (white-throated tinamou) is the source of this 2439-nucleotide messenger RNA. It is a transcript of the gene DDX24, whose product is annotated as DEAD-box helicase 24. The record is from RefSeq and is a predicted model, not a curated record. NCBI's taxonomy places the organism in Eukaryota, Metazoa, Chordata, Aves, Tinamiformes, Tinamidae. Gene Ontology annotation, molecular function: RNA helicase activity; ATP binding; nucleic acid binding.